AUGAGGCUCCUCCUGAUUAUCACAAUUCUGCUGUUUCAGAAGUUCACAGUCACUGAACAGCUUAAAAAAUGCUGGAGUAGCUAUGUGCAAGGACGCUGCAGGAAAAUCUGCAAAGUUACUGAAAUGCGGGAGGUAUUAUGUGAAAAUGGGAGGUAUUGUUGCCUCAAUAUCAAGGAAGUGGAAGCACGUAAAAGAAUUACAAAGCGUCCUCGUCCAAAGCCGAUAACAUAUGCACUGACUUUGCCUCAAGAUUAUGAUACAUCAAUGGAAAAUAGCUCAUACCCUAACCCAGAUUCUCCAUAA
Trichechus manatus latirostris (Florida manatee) is the source of this 303-nucleotide messenger RNA. It is a transcript of the gene DEFB127, whose product is annotated as defensin beta 127. The record is from RefSeq and is a predicted model, not a curated record. Gene Ontology annotation, cellular component: extracellular region. The transcript has 2 exons. Bases 1 to 303 code for a protein of 100 amino acids. Gene Ontology annotation, biological process: innate immune response. NCBI's taxonomy places the organism in Eukaryota, Metazoa, Chordata, Mammalia, Sirenia, Trichechidae.